Messenger RNA from Linum trigynum, 5994 nucleotides. NCBI's taxonomy places the organism in Eukaryota, Viridiplantae, Streptophyta, Magnoliopsida, Malpighiales, Linaceae. The record is from the annotation of a GenBank genome assembly.
GUGUACUUAUUAUUUUCUUAUGUUCAUUUAAUAUUUGUACUAAUUUAUCUAUUUUAUGAAAAAUUUUGAUUAGACAUUUUAGUAAUAAUAUGUUUAGAAGGUUUUCUAAUUUUAAUAUUAGAUAAAACUUGUUGAAAUAUAGUUUUGAAUGUUUUUAAAAUUUUUGGGUACCAAAAAGUAACUAAAAGUUUGGGUUGGAUGGAAAAGUUGACGGAUGCACAUUUUGUUGACUUUAAUGAUACUCGACGCCCUAUUCAAACUUAAGUGGUAUGUCUACCCCAAUUCUCAAAUUUAAGUGGUACCCGAGAUAUUUUACCCGGAGAAUGUAUAUUAUUUUGUUCACAAUAACCAGAAAUUCUAGCAAUUUUCCUACCCGCCAAGACAUCCAUUAGAGUAGUCUUACCAGCACCACUAACACCCAUUAGCGUUGUUAGAACUAGGGAUGGCAAUGGGUCGGGUGGGCGGAUAGUGCAUAUCAGUUACCCUACCCAAUGUAGUUCGGGUUUUACCCAUAUCCGUACCCACACGAGAAACGGGUAGAAAAUCAAAACCAUGCCCAUACCCGUUCGGGUUUCGGGUAUCCACGGUUAUCCAUGGGUAAUAAUUUCUCCUUAUAAUUCCAACCAAUAUGUUAACAUUCACACGUAUACUCACAUUACGUAAGAGGAAAAGUACGACAGUAAUUCACUAGAAUGACGAAAAUUAAUUAAAACAACAUAAUUUCAUGAAAAUGUUAUAUUUAUAUGCUAAAUAUAAAAUAUUCUAGGGAAAAAUAAUGAUUAUUUCUAGACAAAAUACAUAUGAAUGUGUAUGAUCGGGCGGGUUCGGGUUGGAUAGUGAGAUAACCAUGCCCACCCAUUACCCACAAUAUUCGGGUUCGGGUUUUACCCGUACUCACGAAAAAUGCUUCGGGUACGGGUUUUACUCUACCCGAUUAGGUCGGAUUCGGGUGAAUAUCCACGGUUACGAAUAUUUUUGUCAUCCUUAGUUAGAACACCUCGUCUAAACGCACCACUCACACCCUUUAGAAGCUCCAAUUUUUCAUCGUAUCCCAAAUUUGCACCCAAUUUUCACAAACACAUCGAAAUUUUCAAAUGGCGCCUAAAUAAUCUUGUUUUUGGCGCCCAUGCCCUUUUCACUUUACUACUUUUUUGAACAGAAGUACAGAGCACACUCGAUAGAACUACUACUCUAGGAUAAGACGAGGCUGAACCGAUUUCUCGACCAUCGCCAUUCUUCAGUUUCGACAUCCAUCGCCAUCGCCUUAGCUCCAUAUCCAGUGAAGUUGAAUUUUUUGUCCGGCCCCGUCUCCUAUCAACUUCUCGACCGUCGCAUUGGACCUCCUUGUCAGUUCUCCAGUUGGUUUGAGAUUUUCAAAUUCGACAAGGUGAUGCAUUCGCGCGGACCGGGCAGGGGCGGGUAGAGCGGGUCUACCUCUUAUUAUAAUUAUUUGGAUAUUCUUUCGGUUUAUUAGUUAAUUUUCGGAUUAGUAUUCGAAUUAUUAUUCUUAUUCAGUCGGUAAUUCUAGUAAGCAUAGGACUAGGUUAGGGUUACCAUGUUUAAGGAGGAUUAGGUUUAUGGAGCCUCUCCUAUAAAUAUGUACUUAACCUUGCAUUUUAAUGAUAAAAAGAUGAAUAAACCCAAGUAAUUUCAGUUUCUUUCAGUUUUCGUAUUUCUAGUUCCCGACGCGUGAGGCUGUCACGCGUCAAUUGGUAUCAGAGCCCGGUUUCGACAAAGAACUGGGACAACGAUGCCUCCCAAGAAGAACACUGUCGCCUCGCAGGACGUGGGCGAUGAUGACGGCAGCGGCCAGGCAGGCCGAGAGCUGGCGGAGAUGAGGGCAAGAGAUGAGGCCCUCGAUCGCCGCCUUCGAGCAACUGAAGAGGAACUCGGCCUCAUCAAGAGCACGACGGGGAAUCUGGAGAGGGGCCAGACGACGCUGCAGGUUGUUGUGGAGGAAAUCCGAUCGGGAUCUCAGGCUGGGUAUGAAACCCUAGCGAGACGACAGACUGAGGCUGAUGCGAAGCUCGAUCGCAUCACUAGCGGUCAGGGAGAGCUCCGAGCGAGCAACGAGGGGAUCCAGGCAAUGAUCGCUCAGCUCGCGGAGAUGAUUGCAGGGAUGGGGAACCGCGAACCAGCUAGACGGACUGUCGAUCUGAUCCCGGCCGUCGAUAAACUCAAGGGAGCGCUGACGGUGACCGAAGAGGAGAGGGGAAGCUCAUCCCCACUGCCUGUAACCCCGCAUACCACGCUACCUCGGGGAGUUCAGGGCGGCGAGCUGCUGAAAACUCGGGAUCAUGCGAUCCAGGCCCUGGGUGGCGCAUGGGGGAGCUUGGCGAUGGACACCGGAGACUACCGGCCACCGUCGGGACUGCCGACGGGCAUGGGUGGCGGCCGCAGUGGGAGCGCCGGAGGAACAGGGACGGGGGCGAGCGGCUCGGGGCCCCGCCGACCGGAGCAGGAUGGGCCGAGGGAGCUUGGCGGGUUCGGCGCAGGCGCGACAGGGAGAGGACGGACCACGGGCUGGGGCUCGUCCGAAGGCGGGCUGAACCGCGAGGCCAAGAAGCCGGGGGAAGGUGACCGGGUCGAGCUAGGCGAACCGAACCGGGGAGCUGUGGGUCCCGGGCGAUCGGAGGCGAGAGGAGAAGCCGCGGCGGCUCUGUUCAAAGGGCGGCAGACUACUAUUGAGUUUCCACGCUUCACGCGUCAUGAAGAUCCAUCCGGUUGGAUGUCGAGGGUGGAGAAGUACUUCAAGUACCAGGGAAUCUCGGAGGAACAAAAGGUAGUCCUGGCUUCGUUCCAUCUAGAAGGUGACGCCAACCAAUGGGUUAUGUGGUUGGAAGAGGAGUUCGAGCAGAGCGGGAAGGAGAUGUGGUGGGAGGACUUCCGUGAUGAAUUCUGGAAACGGUAUGGGGCCUCGGAGAAAGCUGCGGGACAUGAGGCGCUGGCAAAAAUCAAGCAGACAGGCACCGUGGAGGAUUACCAGCAGACGUUCGAGAAGUUGCUCAAUCGCUGCCGUGGGUGGGGGAAGGAGGCGAUCAUGGGGACCUACAUGGGCGGUCUAAAACCGGAAAUUUCGGCCUACAUCCAUGCCUUUAACCCGCAAAAUACCGAGGAUGCAUAACGGUUGGCCAAGAUUCGAGAAGAGGAGAUGCGGGUCGAGAAGGAGGCAAUGGGAGCUGUUUACCGGGGAGUGUCAGCGGCGCCAAAGGGGAGCUCCGGCCCACCCCCGCCACCUGCUGCUGCCACGUUAGCGCCACCCCCGGUGGCGGAACGAGGACCCCCCCCCCCCCCCCCCCCCCCCCCCCCCCCCCCCCCCCGCAAACCCGCCGAGUCAUUCGCAACCUGACACCAGAGGAGGCUGUCAGGCGUAGGAGAGAUGGGCUCUGCUACAACUGUGACGAACGAUUCACCUAUGGUCAUCGUUGUGCUAAUAACCAUGUAUUCGUCAUGAUCGAGGAUUUCGGAUCGGCUGGAGAGGAUGGGGUUGAACUGCAGCCUCGGGACGAGGCUUUCGAAAGGAGGGAGGAUUGAUGCAUUCGCGCGGACCGGGCAGAGGCGGGUAGAGCGGGUCUACCUCUUAUUAUAAUUAUUUGGAUAUUCUUUCGAUUUAUUAGUUUAUUGUCGGAUUAUUAUUCUUAAUUCUAGUAAGCAUAGGACUAGGUUAGGGUUACCAUGUUUAAGGAGGAUUAGGUUUAUGAAGCCUCUCCUAUAAAUAUGUACUUAACCUUGCAUUUUAUUGAUAAAAAGAAGAAUAAACCCAAGUAAUUUCAGUUUCUUUCAGUUUUCGUAUUUCUAGUUCCCGACGCGUGAGGCUGUCACGCGUCACAAGGUUCAUCAUCGCCACUGCCGGGAGAUCUGUUGCCGCUGGCACUAGCUCCGUUCAAGCUCAUCCUUCUCUAAGUUCUCCCUUCUUCAUUAUCGUCAUGAGACGGCGUUACCCCCAGGUGUGGUUUAUGCCCUUCUACAAAAACCAAUUCAGAGUUUUGGCACUUUAUUUCUUGUUUCUUCGCCAAUCCCCUGGCCGCUAGGUUGCUAGUUCAAUUUCGUUGGGGUUUUUUUUUGGUGCUUACGAUUAUUCUCUUGCACAUGUGUUUGAACUUUGAACCCAGAAUAUUUAUUUCUGUAAUGAACAGUAGUGAACAAGCGUUAGGCUUAGGCAAUGUGCAGGUGUUAGCCUUUCACUUGAGUGGCUUCUUUGUUGGGCUGCUGAAUUAAUUAUUCAGUAGUCCCAGAAAUCAAAGCUUCUCAUAUGAGCAAAGGGUUGUGCUUUUGUACUACAACGAGACUAACUGUUGAGUUCAUCAUAAUUCUGGGUGAUUUCCUUCAUUGAUCAAAUUCUAAAGACUGAAAAUCACUAUAUACCAUCUGCUGGGAAGGAAAUCUCACACUGACAAAUGAAAAAUGGCUCCAACCACUCAAGCAUAUACUGAAAACAUUUUGAUCACUAUGACCUGAACAACAGUCUAUGAUAACUAUCCAAAUGUUUGUCUUGUCUUUCCCAGUAUGGAAUCCUUGCAGUUCUUUUGUGUCCAUUUCUAUUUUGCUUCUCCAAGAUGUUUCUGUGUGAGUGGCAGGUUGCCGCACCAUCUUUCUUUCUUAGAACUGAGAAGCUCAUUUGUUCCCUCAGUAUUUCCUUCACCUCUCUCCCCGGUAGAGGAAAUUAGUGGUGGGUAUUGUACUAUAUAAGUAACCUGUUAGUCAAUUAACUUCCUUUGUGUCCAGAUUUCGUGGGUUGGAAAAUUGGAUUGAUUUAUUUCAAUAACCUUCAUCAUGUUGAUAUGGAACGAGCCACCUGUUUAGUGUUUUCUGUGAUUUUGGAUCUUAAUGAUGGUGAAUUAUCAUUGUUACUUGUUUUCUCUUUCUAUGUGCUUGAGCCUUUUGCCUAGUUGCUAUCAAUCUCAGAUGUCAAAGUUCUCUUUUAGAAAGCUGUUCACAAGCUGGUCAGGACAUCUUAAUUACUGAAGGGUUUUAAUGAAGCUGUCACUGAAAAUAUGAGUGGAAUUGUGAGGUCAAUGUGUGAAGCUUAUCUUUAUAGGUUCUACUGAUCUUUUCGGUACUCCAAUACUUUGGCUAGUUUCAGUUUCUUGUGGUUGAAUGAAUUGCCUUAUGCUUGUUUCAGGUUGGGUUCAACUGGAAUGGAUGUGAACAAGGAUGAUAUAAAGCUUUCCGGUGUAGGUUCCCACAAGCAUGGCCUUAAUGUUCUUCAAACUCUUGGAUGUUUAAGUGAUUAGAAUUCUCAGUGACACCUUUUCUCCAGCCUACAUCCUUUCAUCAUUCAAUAUAAUUAUCAUCUUUUCCCCCUUCUUUUCUUUCUAUGAAGAGGACUUUCUUUUGCUAUUACAGGGACAAAAGGAUGAAAGUAGCUACAAAAUGGAAGGGGCGUUCUUUGGGAACGAUAUAGAAGUAAAAUGUUUCAACAAAAUAUCGACUGAUGGAAGAACUACACCAUUUGGUGUGUCUCGUACCAAUGGUUGUGACAAACAGAAGGCAGUGACGAAGAAGAGAAAGAGGCGGACUACUGAGCUUACGGAAGCUCGUGAAAGCUGCACUGCUCAACUAUUGGCGUUCAAUAGUGAAUGCAGAGAGAGAGAGGCAAAAGUGGAGGACAGAUUUUGAACGAAGAAAACUGGAGUUCCAGCAAAGAAGAAAGAGAAAAAUGGAGAAAAAAGAGUUGGAUGUAAAACCUAUGUGCAACAGAGAAGUCAUCUGUUUGUGUUUAUGUGAUUUAUGGUGCCAACAUGCCCACAACAAAAAAAAAAAAAAAAACAUACUAAACAUGUGUUUCCCUGUUUUAUUGGAAAACCAAAACAAAAACCGGAUACUAGACAGGGUCUUAAGAAAAUCUGAAGCACAAACUUGAUUUGUCAACCUAAACCCUAAUGUAGUGUCUUAUGAUUCCUGAAAAAAACAUUUAUGUGAAAUAAAAACCAUUGCAUAAAAAUGUGUUUUCAAAACUAUUGAUGACACGUAAAAUAUACAUUCUUAUGAGCU